AUGGACACCAUCACGAGCACCACCACAAGAGCCAUCACCAAGUGCACAAGCAUCACGAUAAGAAGCACCACAAUGUCAUCAUCUAUGAGGCUGCAUUGUGAAGCUCAUCAGAACCUCGACUCGUCAGCUCUUUCCGAAAGCGAGCCAGAGCACCAUGGACACCAUCACGAGCACCACCACAAGAGCCAUCACCAAGUGCACAAGCAUCACGAUAAGAAGCAGCACAAGCAUCAUCAUGAGCAUGUGAAGGCUCACGAGACCUCCAGCUCGUCCAGCUCUUCCGAAAGCGAGCCAGAGCACCAUGGACACCAUCAGCACCACCACAAGAGCCAUCACCAAGUGCACAAGCAUCACGAUAAGAAGCACCACAAGCAUCAUCAUGAGCAUCUCUUCCGAAAGCGAGCCAGAGCACCAUGGACACCAUCACGAGCACCACCACAAGAGCCAUCACCAAGUGCACAAGCAUCACGAUAA
Cooperia oncophora is the source of this 474-nucleotide messenger RNA. The record is from the annotation of a GenBank genome assembly. NCBI's taxonomy places the organism in Eukaryota, Metazoa, Nematoda, Chromadorea, Rhabditida, Trichostrongylidae.